This is a messenger RNA of Neoarthrinium moseri, 540 nucleotides long. RefSeq lists its product as uncharacterized. The record is from RefSeq and is a predicted model, not a curated record. The transcript is spliced from 2 exons. Lineage: Eukaryota; Fungi; Ascomycota; Sordariomycetes; Amphisphaeriales; Apiosporaceae. Bases 1 to 540 code for a protein of 179 amino acids. Gene Ontology annotation, molecular function: RNA binding; RNA nuclease activity.
AUGCGUUUGUCCAGCUCCCUUGCCAGUAUUCUCUUGGCCGGUACCAGGCUCACUGGUUCGGUCUCAGCCUAUCCUGCCCAUACCGAGAGUCAGGCCGAGGCCCGCGAACCCGAGUUUGGUGCGCUAGACUCUCGUGGACUUACGCUCAAGAUUGGCAAAGAGCCCGGUGGUGACGCCAAGUGCCCUAAGACGACCAACCCAGGCUUUGAACCCCAGCCAGAGCACAAGUACACGAUGAACCAGAUCAAGCAGGCCUUCCUCCAAGCUGCCAAGCUUGCUGCCGAUAGUAAGCAGAUCGGGGACAACAAGUAUCCGCAUGAUUUUGGAAACGGAGAGAAGCUGCCUUUCAAGUGUGGCAAGAAUCAGAUGGAAUUCAUCAUCUUGCCAAACGGCAAGGUGUAUGACGGCAGCGGCAACACCAGAGACAUGCCUGACCGCGUUGUCUUCGAGUACUCCAAGAGCAAAAAGGAGUUCAAGGCUAACUACUGUGGUGUCAUGCGCCACGGUCCUACGCGUGAUUUCCUCCACUGCAAGGAUUAG